Piliocolobus tephrosceles (Ugandan red Colobus) is the source of this 2106-nucleotide messenger RNA. RefSeq names its product 5-hydroxytryptamine receptor 1A (gene HTR1A). The transcript has 2 exons. The record is from RefSeq and is a predicted model, not a curated record. Lineage: Eukaryota; Metazoa; Chordata; Mammalia; Primates; Cercopithecidae. Bases 431 to 1699 code for a protein of 422 amino acids. Gene Ontology annotation, biological process: regulation of vasoconstriction; regulation of hormone secretion; adenylate cyclase-activating adrenergic receptor signaling pathway. Gene Ontology annotation, molecular function: G protein-coupled serotonin receptor activity. Gene Ontology annotation, cellular component: plasma membrane.
UGUUACAACCUUGGUCUGACCGACAGGGAUCCGGUGUGUAUAUUUCUGGGAUUGGAGACUGUUUGCUAGAGGGGAGACUCCAGCUCCUCCGGCAGCCAGUUCGGGAGCGGCAAAGUAAAAUGGACAGCGACAGACAGACGUUCCAGCCACCACUCCGCCGCCCGGAGAUCCUGGAGCUGGUUUCAGGCCAACUCCAGUUUCCCAGCUGGAGCCUCUGAACGCGCUGGACUGCGCGAGCCCGGGGAGCGCCUGAAAGCUGCUCCUCGGAGAUACCUUCGCCGAAGCAGUAAGAACUUCCUGCUUGGGUGCCUGCAUUCCCUUCCUCCGAAACUUCCCAGGAGAAGCGGGGGGAAGACCCCAGGGGAAGGGGCGAGGCGGAUCUUCGCGCUGCUCUUUCUUCCUUCACGGUUCCCGCGCCGGGCGCGCAGGCAUGGAUGUGCUCAGCCCUGGUCAGGGCAACGACACCACAUCACCACCGGGUCCCUUUGAGACCGGCGGCAACACUACUGGUAUCUCCGACGUGACCUUCAGCUACCAAGUGAUCACCUCUCUGCUGCUGGGCACGCUCAUCUUCUGCGCGGUACUGGGCAAUGCGUGCGUGGUGGCUGCCAUCGCCUUAGAGCGCUCCCUGCAGAACGUGGCCAAUUAUCUUAUUGGCUCUUUGGCGGUCACCGACCUCAUGGUGUCGGUGUUAGUGCUGCCCAUGGCCGCACUCUAUCAGGUGCUCAACAAGUGGACACUGGGUCAGGUCACCUGCGACCUGUUCAUCGCCCUCGACGUGCUGUGCUGCACCUCAUCCAUCCUGCACCUGUGCGCCAUCGCGCUGGACAGGUACUGGGCCAUCACGGACCCCAUCGACUACGUGAACAAGAGGACGCCCCGGCGCGCCGCUGCGCUCAUCUCGCUCACUUGGCUUAUUGGCUUCCUCAUUUCUAUCCCGCCCAUGCUGGGCUGGCGCACCCCGGAAGACCGCUCGGACCCCGACGCAUGCACCAUUAGCAAGGACCACGGCUACACUAUUUACUCCACUUUCGGAGCUUUCUACAUCCCGCUGCUGCUCAUGCUGGUUCUCUAUGGGCGCAUAUUCCGAGCUGCGCGCUUCCGCAUCCGCAAGACUGUCAAAAAGGUGGAGAAGACUGGAGCCGACACCCGUCAUGCAGCAUCUCCCGCCCCGCAGUCCAAGAAGAGCGUGAAUGGAGAGUCGGGGGGCAGGAACUGGAGGCUGGGCGUGGAGAGGAAGGCAGGGGGUGCUCUGUGCGCCAAUGGCGCGGUGAGGCAAGGCGACGAUGGCGCCGCCCUGGAGGUGAUCGAGGUGCACCGAGUGGGCAACUCCAAAGAGCACUUGCCUCUGCCCAGCGAGGCUGGUUCUACCCCUUGUGCCUCCGCCUCUUUCGAGAGGAAAAAUGAGCGCAACGCCGAUGCGAAGCGCAAGAUGGCCCUGGCCCGAGAGAGGAAGACAGUGAAGACGCUGGGCAUCAUCAUGGGCACCUUCAUCCUCUGCUGGCUGCCCUUCUUCAUCGUGGCUCUUGUUCUGCCCUUCUGCGAGAGCAGCUGCCACAUGCCAACGCUGUUGGGCGCCAUAAUCAAUUGGCUGGGUUACUCCAACUCUUUGCUUAAUCCGGUCAUUUACGCGUACUUCAACAAGGACUUUCAAAACGCAUUUAAGAAGAUCAUUAAGUGUAAGUUCUGCCGCCAGUGAUGACGGAGGAGUAGCCGGCCAGUCGGGGCUACAGGAUCUGCCCCAUACACUAUGCUUCCCCCAACCCUAGGGAAUCAACAUUUAAGAUAAUUUGCCACUUCUCCUCUGUCUCUCUGCUCCGCCCCUGGCUUACAGACCUGGUCCCCUCCCCACUUCCCGCUCCAGCGCAGGGCGCUUUGUGCAAAGGAGACUCAGCGGCGGGGCGUGAGAGCCCAGAAAAUUCAGAGUUUGUGAGAAGCGACAUUGGCUCAGACUUUGCCUUUAGCAUCAGUUUUGAUCCCAGCAAUUGCCUCUUCUCUCUUCUAUCCCCUAAAUCUUUGCGGUAGAUGUUUAAUCCUUAGUUGUUCAAGGCAGAAAAUCCAAAAAUAAAAAAAAAAUAAAUAAACUAUACACACAGCUGCCGCGCC